Molecule: messenger RNA, 579 nt
Organism: Otolemur garnettii (small-eared galago)
Lineage: Eukaryota; Metazoa; Chordata; Mammalia; Primates; Galagidae
Gene: ARL14
Product: ADP ribosylation factor like GTPase 14
Exons: 1
Coding region: 1-579 (192 amino acids)
Biological process (GO): vesicle-mediated transport; intracellular protein transport
Cellular component (GO): cytoplasm
Molecular function (GO): GTPase activity; GTP binding
Source: RefSeq, a predicted model, not a curated record
AUGGGUCUGCUGAGUUCUAAAAGCCCUAAAGCCAAGCAAGCCCAGAUUCUUCUUCUGGGACUUGACGCCGCGGGAAAGACUACGCUCCUUUACAAACUAAAGUUUGCUGAAGAUGUUGUGACCAUCCCGACAAUUGGUUUCAACGUGGAGACGCUCCAGUUGGGAAGGGGUGUGUCGCUCACAGUCUGGGAUGUUGGCGGGCAGGAGACAAUGAGGACUGCCUGGGGCUGUUACUGCGAGAACGCGGACGGGCUGCUGUACGUGGUGGACAGUACUGACCGGCAGCGACUGGAGCACUCUCGGAGAGAGUUGGAGCACAUUUUAAAGAAUGAACACAUUAAAAGGGUGCCUGUUGUCCUACUGGCCAACAAGCAGGACUUGCCUGGAGCUCUGAGCGCCAGGGACAUCACCAGGAAGUUCAGGGUGAAGAACUUGUGCAGUGACCGGAGCUGGUUCGUGCAGCCCUGCUGUGCUGUCACCGGGGACGGGCUGGCUGAGGGGUUCAGGCAACUGACUGCGUCUGUGAAAAGCCACAGGAAGUCAAGAGGAGACACUUGCGCGUUCUUCAAGCAGAACUGA